Messenger RNA from Anolis carolinensis (green anole), 1018 nucleotides. RefSeq names its product phosphoserine phosphatase (gene psph). NCBI's taxonomy places the organism in Eukaryota, Metazoa, Chordata, Lepidosauria, Squamata, Anolidae. Bases 177 to 857 code for a protein of 226 amino acids. The transcript has 6 exons. Gene Ontology annotation, cellular component: cytoplasm. The record is from RefSeq and is a predicted model, not a curated record. Gene Ontology annotation, molecular function: L-phosphoserine phosphatase activity; magnesium ion binding. Gene Ontology annotation, biological process: dephosphorylation; L-serine biosynthetic process.
GGAGCUGUGUCCGGGCGGCAGAGCGGUGGCAGGCCCUUCGCCCAGCUGAUCGCAACGGAGCCCGGGACCCGACCCUGGCGCUGCCCGGCCCGGCCCUGUCGCGGAGGGGGCUCGCCGCCCUCCUCCUCCCGCUCCGCCUCCGGAAGGCCCCGCCCCUGAAGGCGCCCCAGAGGAGCAUGGCCUCGCUGGCGGAGCUCAAGGAGACCUUCCUGGCCGCCGACGCCGUCUGCUUCGACGUGGACAGCACCGUCAUCCGGGAGGAAGGCAUCGACGAGCUGGCCAAGUUCUGCGGGGUCGGAGACGCCGUGGCCGAAAUGACUCGCCGUGCGAUGGGAGGCUCGGUCACCUUCAAGGCGGCGCUCACGGCCCGCUUGGGGCUCAUCCGCCCGUCUUACGAGCAGGUCCAGAAGCUCAUCUCGGAGCAUCCACCACAACUGACCCCGGGGAUCAGGGAGCUGGUCAACCGGCUGCAGCAGCGGGGCGUCCAGGUCUUCCUGGUCUCGGGCGGGUUCCAGAGCAUCGUGGAACACGUGGCCUCCCAGCUCGGCAUCCCCGCCGCCAACGUCUUCGCCAACCGGCUCAAGUUCUACUUCAACGGCGAAUACGCCGGGUUCGAUGAGACGCAGCCCACGGCGGAGUCGGGCGGGAAGGGCCAGGUCAUCAGCUACUUGAAGGAGCAGUUCCAGUUCAAGAAGGUGGUCAUGAUCGGGGACGGGGCCACCGACAUGGAGGCCUGCCCUCCCGGGGACUGCUUCAUCGGCUUCGGGGGCAACGUGGUCCGGAAGCAGGUCAAGGAGAAGGCCAAGUGGUACAUCUCCCACUUCGACGAGCUGCUCAAAGAGCUGGAGGAGCGAUAAAACAAAAAUGUUCAUACAGACAUACAUACCUAUAUUUAUAUAUAGAUAUAUAUUUUAAACUAAGGCUAAAAGCGGGGAAAAAAACCUAGGUCUAUUUUAUUAACACUCUUUUAGGAUACAUCAUGCAAUUAAACAAGUCUGGAUUGUUGUUUGCAAAACAA